UUCCAUCUUCCUUGGAAAAAGCUGGAGAACUAAAACUAUUUUCAACUGCCUACACCUCUUUUAACCAUGGCCAGCUAUUCAACUAGUUAUUCAAACCCCGACUCACUCACAGAGCUCUCAAGCAUAAUAGAGCGGACGCUCAUUGAUACCGGUCGUUUGUUUCGCAAGUCUGGCUCCAUGCCAUCAAGGACUCACCUGCAACGAUCCAUCCCGUUGUAUCAUGAUAGUUUCCAAAAUGCCCUGGAUAACCUAUCAGAGCAAAUUUUCAUCGCGAAAGCCUUUUUGGAAAGGGAUUAUGAGGCUCUCAAGGCCACUAGUGCUGCUCCCCAGCCCAUCGAAGAUGUGGCAAUGAGCGAUGUGAAACAACAGGUUGAACCUGAUAUCCAACCUCCCCCGACUGAGAAAGUGGAAAUGGACACAAAGCUUGAACCUAUACCUAAAUUAGCAGAAGCUAUCUCUGCGAGCCACUCAACUCCGGCAGAGAUCAAGCCCGACACCCAAUCGGGCGAUGAUGUAGUUGUCAAAAAAGAAGUCGACAACAAUGCUGCUCCCGGUCAAUCAUUCCCCGGAACCAAUGAAGAUCUCACUUUUGAUUCAGUCCUCAACGACACUGGGGGCACAAACGACUUUGGUCUUAGCUUAGACUUCAACGAUGAUGACAUGGGCAAUCAAGCUUUUCUAUCCGGGUCGAAUUUCACAGCUUCCGGUGCUACUGGUGGUGCAGACAAAUUAAGCACGACUCAACCCCCGGGGAAUACUUUGGAUGUCCCUGCUGGUGGUGGGGCAUUUGACAUGGAGUUGCAAAAAACAGAGGGGGAUGAAGGCAAUUUCCUACAGAGUAACUCCGGGGAAGAUUUCAUGGGGCCCGCUGAAUCAAACUUCGACGAUUUGUUCAUGGACACUGAUAAUUUUGGAGAGAAUGGUGGGGAGUUUAAUCAGCUGGAGGGGGACAGCCUGAUGAAUGUUAAUGAGCUGGAUGAUAAUUGGUUCAACUGAUGAAAAUGAAGGGGCUCACAC
This is a messenger RNA of Penicillium samsonianum, 1017 nucleotides long. RefSeq lists its product as uncharacterized. The record is from RefSeq and is a predicted model, not a curated record. NCBI's taxonomy places the organism in Eukaryota, Fungi, Ascomycota, Eurotiomycetes, Eurotiales, Aspergillaceae. The transcript is spliced from 3 exons. Bases 67 to 996 code for a protein of 309 amino acids.